Molecule: messenger RNA, 1407 nt
Organism: Eurytemora carolleeae
Lineage: Eukaryota; Metazoa; Arthropoda; Copepoda; Calanoida; Temoridae
Exons: 20
Coding region: 55-1338 (427 amino acids)
Biological process (GO): apoptotic DNA fragmentation
Cellular component (GO): nucleus; mitochondrial inner membrane
Molecular function (GO): metal ion binding; RNA endonuclease activity; single-stranded DNA endonuclease activity
Source: RefSeq, a predicted model, not a curated record
CUUUGUGAAAUACUGAAUAGUUUAAAUCAAUACAUGAGAUAAAAGGGUGACAAUAUGUUUAGAGGGUUUAUAAUAAUAUUGAGUUUAUUGUAUACAGUUCAAACCAGGUCAGCCGGGGAUGGCGCUAAGAAAAAUGACGAUACUUUAAAAUCUUCAAAUCCUCAGGAUAGUCGGGUUGAAUCUGGUGUUUGUAUCUUGAACAUUGAUGGAGCACUCCAAUAUCCUCCUAUUCUGGCAGAUCUGAGUGGAUCAUUUCUUCUACCUGAAGGAGAUGAUAUAUCAAGGAAUAUACCAGUUCCCCAAGGAGAGGUGAUGCAGGUGUCCUGCCCUGGAUCUAGUUUUGGAUUUGAUAAUAUAUGGGAGGAUGGUCCUGUGUACGCCAGAUGUAUCGAGGAUAGUUCUUUUGAUGUUUGGACUCCUGAUACAGAGGGGGAAGAUAGAGUAUUCUGGGAGGAUAUGAGUUGCAAGUCUCAGCCUCGUGAUAAUACAGAGAUUCUUGGAAGCUGUGGUCCUUCGGAGGAGAAUACUCUUAUUCGUAUAGGAUUCCAGAUAGCUGACAACCAGACUACCCCAACCUUUACAGUGUGUUUUGACCAGACGAUCUCACGAACACUCUGGGUCAAACAUACACUUUGGGACGAAAUAAGCGCACAGGAUCACGGGAAUAGCAGGCCUGACUUCCAAAAGGAUUCUUUUUAUGAUUACGAUGUGGAUCAUGCUUAUUCUAGAAACGCUCAAAGAGAAGAGAUUAGUAAACUGGUCGGGUCUCAAGAACUAGCAGAGCAAUAUAUUGAGGAAAGUGGAAAUCUGUUCCUGGCCAGGGGGCAUCUGGCACCAAAUGCAGAUUUUAUUUUCUUUAGCUGGAUGGAUUCAUCAUUUCAUUUUAUCAAUGUAGCUCCACAAUGGCAAACCUUUAAUGGCUUGAACUGGAACUCCUUGGAGAAUACAGUUCGAAAUUUCAUUAUUUCAAGAACAUUUGAUGCUGAAAUAUAUACAGGAACCCACGGUAUUCUUGAGCUAGCUGAUGUGAAGGGAGACAUGGUGGAUAUUUAUAUAUAUGAUGGAAACAGACUUCCGGUACCAAAAUUUUACUGGAAGAUAGUGCUAGAUCCCCUUCAAGAGACUGGGGUAGCUGUUAUAGGAGUUAAUAACCCACAUCUUACGGAGCUUCCUGCCUCUUACAUUCUCUGCCCACCCCUGGACAAUCCAACAAUCCUGGAAGGUGUAAAAGAACCUGAAAACCUGUACAAGGGGUACAUUUAUGCAUGCAGAGUGGAGGAGUUAGCAAAGGUGGUUGAGGAAAUCCCUUCUCUUCCUAAAGUGGAUCUUCUGCAGUGAAAAAUACAGACAAAAUUUUAAUCAUAAAUUUUUAAUUUUAAGUAAUAAAAGCUCUUAUAUUUCUGACAA